GGCGCGUGAAGAAAUGCACUUCCUGACAGUUUGUGCUGGGUGAUGUCUACUUCAACGUUAACUUUCUUUUUUGUCAUAAUAUGUCUUUCUUGGACGAAAAAUAUAGCAGUUCAUUCUCCCCCAAACAUUAUCAUUAUGCUUAUGGAUGACAUGGGUUGGGGGGACCUGGGGGUCUAUGGCCAGCCCUCCAGAGAGACCCCAAAUCUGGAUGCCAUGGCUGCACAGGGGAUGCUGCUUCCAAACUUCUACACUGCCAACCCACUCUGUUCACCAUCCAGAGCUGCACUUCUCACUGGGAGGCUGCCUGUCCGAAAUGGUUUCUUCACCACCAAUGGCCAUGCCAAAAACGCAUACACACCACAGGAGAUCGUGGGAGGGAUCUCCAGGGAUGAGAUUCUGUUACCUCAGAUGCUGAAAAAGAAAGGAUAUGUCAACAAGAUAGUUGGAAAAUGGCAUCUGGGCCACAGAGCACAGUACCUUCCCCUGAAGAAUGGAUUCGACGAAUGGUUUGGUGCACCUAACUGCCAUUUUGGACCCUACAACAACAGUGGGCGACCCAACAUCCCUGUCUAUAACAACUCGGAAAUGGUCGGCAGAUACUAUGAGGAGUUUAAGAUUGACAGAAAGACUGGAGAGUCCAACCUCACACAGAUUUACUUGCAGGAAGGUCUUGACUUCAUUGUCCGGCAGACUGUGGCCCAACAGCCCUUUUUCCUGUACUGGGCUGCUGACGCCACUCAUGCCCCAGUCUAUGCUUCCAGACGCUUCCUCGGGAAGAGCCAGCGAGGCCGGUAUGGUGAUGCAGUGAUGGAGCUGGACUACAGCGUUGGUCAGAUCCUGUCACUGCUGAGGACUCUUGGUAUUGAAAAUAGCACCUUUGUUUUCUUUACCUCUGACAAUGGAGCUGCUCUGACGUCAGGCCCAAAUGAGAGUGGCAGCAACGGGCCCUUCCUCUGUGGGAAACAGACCACCUAUGAAGGGGGCAUGAGAGAGCCGGCCAUUGCCUGGUGGCCUGGAAACAUUGCAGCAGGCACGGUGAGUUUCCAACUAGGCAGUGUAAUGGACCUGUACACCACCAGUUUAGCACUGGCUGGCAUCAGUCCACCUGAUGAUCGAAUCCUGGAUGGACUGGACCUGUCCGCAAUCCUCCUGAACAGCUCUCAAACACUGAAGAACAGACCAAUCUUCUAUUACCGAGGGAAUGAGCUGAUGGCGGUCAGGCUCGGACAAUACAAGGCCCACUACUGGACCUGGACCAACUCGUGGGACGAGUUCAAAGAGGGUGUGAACUUCUGUCCAGGUCAGGAGGUACCGGGUGUGACCACACAUGAGCAGAAAGCGCACACACUGCAACCUCUCGUUUUCCACCUGGGCCGGGAUCCUGGGGAGAAGUUCCCUAUAAGUGUUUUGACCAUGGAAUACCAGGAGGUACUAAGCCGCAUCUCCCCAAUUGUGAAGGAGCAUAUGAAGAUGCUUGUACCAGGCGUUCCCCAGCUCAACAUGUGUGAUAUGGCUGUGAUGAACUGGGCCCCAGCCGGCUGCGAGAAGUUAGGAAAGUGUCUCAAAGCUCCCAAGUCAGCUCCCUGGAGGUGUGAAUGGCAGCACUGAGUGAAAAAACGCAACUGAGGCAGAAAGGAGCACGAGGAAGCAAAACUUGGGCCCGUCUGCAGAUAAACAGACUUUUUUAAGAGUUCAGUGUUUGAAAUUAUUUGAUAAAUUGUGCCUGUCAUGUCAUAUCAUGUGGUCUGUGAUUAAGUAGCGCCUCUUGCCCAAAGUCAGCUGGGAUAGGCGGUACAUUUUACUCAAAUGUAUGCUAUUGCAACACUGCACCACUGUGUAGGUAGGCCUUUAUACCAAAACAAUUGAGAGAGUUGUAUCUAUUAUGUGCACACACAUACUCAAGGAAUAUUACAAAAAUGCUUCCCCAUAUAUGAGAAACAGCGCUCCGUAAAAUGCUGUGUAGCUCUUGUGUUGGAUCUCAGAACAUUGUACCUUGCGGUUACUGAAAUAGAUAGCAAUAUACUUGUAUUAUUGCACAGGAAAUUCAAACACAGUACAAUAUUAUUACAGCAUUCUCACAGACUGAACCCCAGAUGAUCAUGUAUUCUGAGCAGUUAUUCUCUAGUUGCAGAUAUAUUUGGUUUCCUGUUGAGUGGGCUGCAGAGUAUAGAUUGCUACACUUUCCCAGACCAUCACAUUCAACAAGCCAAGAAGUGAAACCAGACCUCAGACAAUGACAUCAAUGUAAGUCAGCGAAAACGGAAUG
Molecule: messenger RNA, 2266 nt
Organism: Dunckerocampus dactyliophorus (ringed pipefish)
Lineage: Eukaryota; Metazoa; Chordata; Actinopteri; Syngnathiformes; Syngnathidae
Gene: galns
Product: galactosamine (N-acetyl)-6-sulfatase
Exons: 14
Coding region: 43-1608 (521 amino acids)
Molecular function (GO): arylsulfatase activity; N-acetylgalactosamine-6-sulfatase activity
Source: RefSeq, a predicted model, not a curated record